AUGGGGUUAAGGAGCUGGCAGCGGUUCAACGAAUUCGGCGCCAGCUCCCGCCGCCUUGACGAGCUGCUGUCGCACCCAGAGCCCGCCGCCACGCCCUCUGAGCGCUGGCGCGAGGCCGCGCAGUCCGGCGGCGACGGCAGCAGCGGCGGCGGCGGCGGCGGCAGCGCGAUAUCAGCGCUGCAGCGCGGCACCGUCGAGCUGCGCGGCGGCCGCUUCGGGUGGCCGCACUUUGUGGCGCCUCCCGCGCCACCAGGCGGCCGAAUCACACGCAGCCGCGGCGGCAGCAGUCGCAGCGGCAGUAUCAGCGGUGCCGUCGGCGGCGGCAGGGUGGGCAGCGGGGCCGGCGUCAAUGGCGGGCCGGGGGUCGCGUCUGUUGUGGUGGACAUGGCGGGGUUCGACGAGCGCAUGAUGGGGAUGGGCAACGCCGACGACGGCGUCGACGACGUCGGGGGCUCCUCUGAUGACGACGACGCCCGGCGCCGCGAUGCGCCGCGGCCGCGCAAGCCGCGCGACGGCGCGGCGCUGUCGGGCGUCGACCUGCGGCUGCGGCCGGGCGAGCUGCUCGGCGUGUGCGGCACGACGGGCGCCGGGAAGACGUCGCUGAUCGCGUGCCUCCUGGGAGAGCUGGAGCUGCUGCCUUCGUUGACCCAUCGUGGGUUUGGGUCCGGGUCAGGGUCCUCCUCGGAUGGCGGCGAAAGAAGCCCUGCGGGUUUGAAAGACGUCGGCGGCGGAGGCGGGUUUGGGGUUGGUGCGGAGGGGCCUGCGGCGGACGCUGUGGUGGUGGCGGGGCGCACCUCGUACCUGGCGCAGCAGCCAUGGGUGGGGUUCGGCACGCUGCGGGAGAACGUGACCCUCACGGGGCCCGAGGUCUGCCGCGUCUCGCCCGGCCAGGGGCGCCUGAGCACCCGCGCGGAGCUGCACGCCUGCAACAACGAGGUCCGUUUCUACAACCGCGUCGUGGAGGCCUGCGCGCUCACGAACGAUUUGCUCACCCUCGCGGCCGGUGAGCGCGGGCGCGCUGCAUAG
Molecule: messenger RNA, 1026 nt
Organism: Monoraphidium neglectum
Lineage: Eukaryota; Viridiplantae; Chlorophyta; Chlorophyceae; Sphaeropleales; Selenastraceae
Exons: 3
Coding region: 1-1026 (341 amino acids)
Biological process (GO): transmembrane transport
Cellular component (GO): vacuolar membrane; plant-type vacuole
Molecular function (GO): ATPase-coupled transmembrane transporter activity; ATP binding; ATP hydrolysis activity
Source: RefSeq, a predicted model, not a curated record